UCUUGCUGCGCCAGUCCAAACGUACUUUUCCAGGUCAACCAUUGGAAGUCAACUACCAGCAAAAUGGGCCGCAUAAAGAAGAAGGGAGAGGCCGGAAACGCCAAAAACUUCAUCAGCCGCAACCAGGCCAUCAAGAAGCUGCAGCUCAGCCUGCCCGAUUUCCGAAAGCUAUGCAUCUGGAAGGGCAUCUACCCGCGCGAGCCCAGAGACAAGAAGAAGGCCUCCAAGACAUCCACCCCCUCCACUACCUUCUACUACUCCAAGGACAUCCAGUACCUGCUCCAUGAGCCGCUGCUCCAGAAGUUCCGCGACCAGAAGGCUCUCGAGAAGAAGAUCUCGCGCGCCCUCGGCCGUGGCGACGUCGGCGACGCCGCCCGUCUCGAGAAGAAUGCCGUCCGCCCCGAGAAGAACGGCAAGCCACGCUACACCCUCGACCAUGUCAUAAGAGAACGCUAUCCUACCUUCAUCGAUGCCCUGCGGGAUCUUGACGACUGCUUGUCGAUGCUGUUCCUCUUCGCCAACCUGCCUUCCACCUCGACCGUCCCCGCCAAGAUGAUCGCUCGCUGCGAGAAGCUGUGCUUGGAGUUCGAACACUACCUGAUCGUGUCCCACAGCCUGCGCAAGUCCUUCUUGUCGAUCAAGGGAAUAUACUACCAGGCCGAAAUCCAAGGCGAGGACGUCCUCUGGCUGGUGCCCUACAAGUUUAACCAGCGGGUGGUUGGUGAUGUCGACUUCCGGAUUAUGGGUACCUUUGUUGAGUUCUACAUGACGCUUCUUGGCUUCGUCAACUACAGGCUGUACACUUCGAUCGGCCUGAAAUACCCACCAAAAUUCGACCAGGCCAAGGAUGACCAAGGUGGAGAGCUGGGUGCCUUCACCCUGGAGGGUGCCAACAUUGCCACGAACCAGGAGGAGCCCAAGCAGAUUACAAAUGGAGAGAGCGAGCAACACGGCCCCGACCCCAAGGUCCAGGCUCAGGUCAACAAGCUGGUGCGGGAGAUGAGGGACGGCGAGACGAAUGGCGACGACAGGAAGGUUGAGGAUGCGGACGAGAACGAAGAGGAACCUACGGAUGCCAUUGACAAGUUCGAGCCCGCAGUCCCUGGCGGCGAUCUCCUCCCCCAGCCUUCAUACAGCUCCAACGACCCAUCUCAAUUAUUCUCGAAAUGCACAUUCUUCCUCGGACGUGAGACACCUCGACAACCGCUCGAGCUGAUCCUGCGUUCUUUUGGUUGCAAGCGCAUUGGGUGGGACUCGGUCCUGGGCGAGGGCGCAUUUACCACCAACGAGCUCGACCCUGCGAUCACACACCAGAUCGUCGACAGGCCACUUGUCCAGGCUGCUGUGGAAGCCAAUGGCGACGGUGAGGACAACCAGACCUCUCAGAAGCUUGCUCCGAACCAGCGGGUACCUGGCCGCAUCUACGUGCAGCCACAGUGGGUUUGGGACUCAAUCAACGACGAGGAGCUGAAGGACACCAACCUUUACGCGCCGGGGGCUGAGCUGCCGCCGCAUCUGAGUCCCUUCGUGAAGCCCGUCCAGGGCCAGUACGACCCCACCAUCGCCCUCGAGGAGCAACAGACCGAGGCGGAGGCUCUGGCCGACAGCGAUGCCGAGAUUGACGAGGAGGCAACUGGCAUGGACGCUGACAACUCGGAGGAUGAGGAAGAUGCCCAGGAGGACACGUUCGGCGGCUUCUCGGGCGAGGAGGACGGCGCGGAGGAUUCCGACGAGGAAGAGUCAGCCGCCGCGCAGAGGCAACAGGAGCUGGAGGCCGAGCUGACGGGCAAGGCGGUCAAGUCCAAGGCGCAGACCCCCAAGGAGAAGAAGAAGGCCGAGGCCCGCAAGGCGCUGGAGAAGAAGACCAAGGAGGAGGCCGAGGAGCUGGAGAGGGCCAAGGGCAUGCUGAGCAAGAAGAAGAGGAAGCUGUUUGAGCAGAUGCAGUACACCAACACCAAGAAGAGCGCCGAGGACGAGAAGCUGCGGUCCAAGAGGAGGAAGAUCGAGAAGCAAAAGGGCAAGCGGGCGUAGAUGGGCAAAUAAAGGAGUCGGGGAUACCAUUAAUGAAUUUACUUGAGCCUGAAAAACAUUCAAACUGUCUGCCCAACCUGAGCAGUGAUGGUCACCAGUUUCGGGGCACAUCCACUAGGCGGCUGAUACAUUUGUCUUGAACUGGCAGUGCUCACUGCCAGACCGUCACGUACUGGCUAGUUUCCCAUCGAGUCAUAUCCGAUGGUAAAGUAUCCGAUGGAACAGCCUCCCAUGUGACAGCCUCUAAUGGGUCAAAUCCUCGUGGGAGAACCUACCACGAAAAUAAUGUAAACCGCCCGCGUGCAGACCAUUCGCGAGAGCCGCGUCACUCUAUGCUCCCUACCUGCCUACCUAGACACCUAGGUACAUGUUUCCUGCAUCUGGUCAGAUAUGAUUGUGUAAUAUCUUCCUUAUUGUUUUAACAGGUACAUAUCUUGAUAGAAAUAGAAGGGGCAGUCUGGCAGUGUCAACUGUCCGUACGGAGCAG
Diaporthe batatas is the source of this 2518-nucleotide messenger RNA. RefSeq names its product mRNA-binding ribosome synthesis protein NOP7. Gene Ontology annotation, cellular component: PeBoW complex; nucleolus. Gene Ontology annotation, molecular function: RNA binding. The transcript has a single exon. NCBI's taxonomy places the organism in Eukaryota, Fungi, Ascomycota, Sordariomycetes, Diaporthales, Diaporthaceae. The coding region runs from base 64 to 2031 and encodes 655 amino acids. The record is from RefSeq and is a predicted model, not a curated record. Gene Ontology annotation, biological process: maturation of LSU-rRNA from tricistronic rRNA transcript (SSU-rRNA, 5.8S rRNA, LSU-rRNA); ribosome biogenesis.